UGAUCUUCUACUUCCAACAAUAAUUAAAUCACGCAGUGAUCAGAAUUUGUGGAUCAAUUCUUCCGAAAAGCGAGAAAGAAAAGAGUUUUAGGUUUGAAAUCUGAUAGAAUAAUGGAAACUUCUUCUAAUAAAAGUGAAUUCGAUUACUUGUUCAAGCUUUUGAUGAUUGGGGAUUCAGGCGUUGGCAAGAGUAGUCUUCUUCUCAGUUUCACCUCCGACUCCUUCGAAGAUCUCUCCCCCACCAUAGGUGUUGAUUUUAAGGUUAAAUAUGUCAACAUUGGAGGGAAAAAGCUGAAACUUGCCAUUUGGGAUACAGCUGGACAGGAAAGAUUUAGAACAUUGACCAGCUCCUAUUACAGAGGUGCACAAGGAAUCAUCAUGGUUUAUGAUGUAACACGGCGAGACACAUUCACCAAUCUCGCCGAAAUAUGGGCCAGGGAAAUUGAACUCUACUCAACAAAUCAAGACUGCAUCAAGAUGCUUGUUGGGAACAAAGUUGAUAAGGAAAGUGACAGAGUUGUGACAAAGAAGGAGGGAAUAAACUUUGCAAGGGAAUGUGGAUGCCUUUUUAUCGAGUGCAGUGCUAAAACUCGAGUUAAUGUACAGCAGUGCUUUGAAGAGCUCGUUUUGAAGAUUUUGGAUACUCCUAGCCUCUUAGCUGAGGGUUCUAGAGGGGUCAGAAAGAACAUUUUUAAAGAGAGAGUGCCCCAGUCUGAUGCAUCCACAAGCAGUUGUUGCUGAUUCUGAUCUUCAUCUUGAAUUUUGGCUGUUCAGAUCUCUAACUAAUGGUGUUGGUUCCAUUCCAAAUUAUUUACAGUUUUUCCUUUACAUUUGUAUUCGACAUGAAUUGCAAAUUGCUUAUGGAAAGCAGAUUGUGGUUCAUUUUUUUUCUUCUUCCAAAAUCAUUUCUAUAUAGUAUGUACAAUAAAAUAACAGUUAAGAUAAUUCCCUGGAUUGGAAGAAUAGCUGACAAAUGAAAGUACAUUUAAACUGA
Messenger RNA from Humulus lupulus (European hop), 994 nucleotides. RefSeq names its product ras-related protein RABC1-like. The record is from RefSeq and is a predicted model, not a curated record. Bases 112 to 741 code for a protein of 209 amino acids. Lineage: Eukaryota; Viridiplantae; Streptophyta; Magnoliopsida; Rosales; Cannabaceae. The transcript has 6 exons. Gene Ontology annotation, molecular function: GTPase activity; GTP binding.